UGCAGGGAUGAUGGCGGCUCCUGGCGCGCAGGACCGGAGCGCGGUACAGCCUACAGUGCUGCAGGAGAAGCGGCCGGAGCGGAGCAGGCUGGACGCGGACGCGGUAACGGAGCUGCUCAGCUUCCCGGGAAUCGGAGAGAUCAGCGGAGACGGACUGCAUUUCAGAUCCGCGGAGGAUUUGCUCAGAGACUUCGACGUGAAGUUAAACGCAUGUUUUGGACAUUUCGAGGCUGAAGCCGAGCUCGCAGACGGAGUGACUCCUCUGACAGAGGACUCGCUGCUGAAACACGACGAGAUCUGGAAUGCUUUGAGCGAUAACUACGGAAAUGUCAUGGCAGUGGACUGGAUGCAGUCUCGUACCCGCUCGCUUCAUCUCCCCGUGCUGAAUAUUGAGGACAACCUGAAGGUGGAUAAUGUGAAUCUGGACGUGUCUGAUGAUGAAGACCUGAGAGAGCAGAUGGAUAUGCACUCCAUCAUUGUGUCCUGCCUCAGCAAUGAGCCGUUCGUCACUGCAGAGCAGGUGAUUGAGGAGAUAGAGGAGAUGAUGAAGGACUCUCCAGACAUGCAAGCAGAGCAGAAUCCUAUUCAGUUAAACCUGGUUCGCAGAUCCACCAGUGACAUCUAUGAGAAGAGAGUAAGGAAUCUCAACGUUGCAGAGCUGAAUGAGUUACUGGAGGAGGUGGAGACGGCGAUCUGUCACCACUCCGAGGAGCUUGUGCGUCACCUGGCACUUAGAGACGAGCUCGAGUUCGAGAAGGAAGUGAUGAACAGUUUCAUCUCUGUACUGAUAGAUGUACAGAACCUCCAGAAAGAGCACAAAGAACUCCUGAGAAAGAAGAGGAAAAUAAAGAGUGGAGUCAGAGAGCAGAAUAGUAGACUACAGAGAGUAUCUGCAAAUUUUCAGCGCUUCAGCAUGGAGAGCAUCUCUACUGCUAUUCAAAAUGGCUUUCGCCAAACUUUCGGGAAUAUGGGAGGGGAAAAACAGUACCUCACUACAGUCAUUCCUUAUGAGAAGAAAGAUGUUCCCCCAUCAGUCGAAGAUCUUCAGGUUCUUACAAAAAUUCUUCAAGCCAUGAGGGAUGACAGUGACAAAGUGCCCAGUCUUUUGACAGACUACAUCCUUAAAGUUCUCUGCCCUUCCUAAUACAGGAGGUGAAGAAUUUGUUGAUGAAAGGCUGAAUUUCCACAGCAAAGGAUUUCCAAAUGGACUGUGAACUCAUUUGUACUUUACUUAACCCCCGUUUGCAGCUCUACACAAUGCAGUUUCCUCUGUCCCAUUGCUUAAAUGUCUACAAUAGCAAAUUUUGAAAUUUCUAAAUUUAGAGUAUUGAAUUAACACCCAGAAUGCUGUAUUAUCACUCUUGUAUAUGGUCCUAUUGGACUCACAGGAGCUCUUAAAGAGUUAAAUUAACACCAGGGAUUUUACUGUGUACACUGAAAAAAAGAUGCAUAUAUUAACAUACUAAAUUUAAAUUGAUGCCAAAAAUUGCACUCAAGUAAAAUGUUUUUUUAAAUGAAAGUGCCCUUAUAACCACUCCAUGCAGCAAAAUUAUUUUUCACUUACUGUAACUUCUAAUUCACAGACAGUGCAUACAUUAUGAUUUUUUUAGUCUAAUGUGUGUGUGUUGUGUGUGUGUGAGAGAGAGAGAGAGAGAGAGAGAGAAAGAACUUUGUGUUGUCCUAAAGGGGUGUUUUAGUUUCAAUCCUAAGGGUUGAAUUGUCUUUUUUUAUGUAUCCUGCAAAUGUUUUAAAUAACUGUUGCUGUUCUUAAAUGGCAUGCUAGUUAAGAAAAUAAGGGGAAAACAAACAAAAUUAAUUGAAAACUUCUUAGGCAGCUGUUAAUGUUUUUGCUCAGACAUUUUGGAUCGUAACUGGUACGAAUAAAUUAUAUUGGAGUGAUGGGGACAUAGCGAGUAGCAUUUUUACGUGGCAGCUCCAGACUUAUCAGUGUAGGUAACCGUCUAUGCAGUGUUUUUCUGUUUCCUGUAGACUCUUAAGUUUUCUCUGAAAUUUCUAAAUUGGUGAAUUAUCUUUUCUUUAAUAGCCUCUGUGUCUUGAGUGUGCAUGGUGCCCUUUGAUGGUCUGCUGUCUGAUCUACAGUCGGGUGUAUUCUGACACCAGUGUUCUCAGGAUUGCUCUGUAUUGACCAGGAUAAAAUGAAUCAUGAAUAAAUAAUAUUAUUGAAUGAAUAACAUUGUUAUAAUACAGGGUGAUUCACUCAAAAGAGGCCCCCGAAUAUUGGGUAAUAACUCUGGGUAUGAUGAAGCAAUCUGAACCAAAAUAAUACCUACAUACUUUGAUGUAUGUGUAAUCGAUUGCAUUACAUGCGAUGCUGGAAUUGAUCUCUGUUUUCUUCUAGAUACUUUUUGACCCGGCCCUUCAUGUGCCUUAACGUAUCGAAACCAGUGACAAUAUCUGACUCUUUUCUCCAUAUCACGUGCAUUGAGCUCCUAAACAACGGUGAAUGAUACACUUGCAAUUUUGCCCUUUUUUCAGUCUUCUGUGUGAGGGGUCUCAGAGAUUUAGUAGACAACUGCUGCAAGCGAUGUUGCCCAUCGCUGUUACCUUCUGCUACUGUAUAUUUCUGCACAGCCUCCGCCAUGAGAAGGGAUCAACUGUCAUUUCCAGUUUCCAUACCAUCCUCUAAAUAACUAUUUUUGAGAGUCUGUCAGGAACACUAUAUUUCUUCCUAAAUUCACUCUGACAUUGCUUAAACAACCAAUAGGUUCAUAACCCGGCGUGUUUGAAGCACCAUAUACCGAUAAGCACAUUGUACUUCAUUGUAUGUUUCAUUCAGAUUGCUUAGCAAGAGUUAGUCUAGAAUAUUCAGGGCCUCUUUUGAGUGGAUCACUGUACAGUAUGUAUCACUGUAAUCAAUGUAUGAGUGCUGUUUAUAUAAAUUAUAGUUUUUGAUAUAACAAGCUGAUCUAACUUUUUUGACUACUGAUAUGUUUUUUUGUAACUAUUUGUUUACUUUUUCAGUGGUUGUAAUUGCUGUGCAAGAUAUGCCUAUUGAUUUAUGUUUUAUGUUUUCUAAAUCUGGUUUCCAGAUCAAAACCGUAAAACAAAACUAAAAACAAAUUUAAAAAUACAAAUG
Clarias gariepinus (North African catfish) is the source of this 3097-nucleotide messenger RNA. It is a transcript of the gene fez2a, whose product is annotated as fasciculation and elongation protein zeta 2a. Bases 8 to 1144 code for a protein of 378 amino acids. Gene Ontology annotation, cellular component: cytoplasm; axon. The transcript has 9 exons. The record is from RefSeq and is a predicted model, not a curated record. Lineage: Eukaryota; Metazoa; Chordata; Actinopteri; Siluriformes; Clariidae.